Candidula unifasciata is the source of this 1446-nucleotide messenger RNA. The record is from the annotation of a GenBank genome assembly. NCBI's taxonomy places the organism in Eukaryota, Metazoa, Mollusca, Gastropoda, Stylommatophora, Geomitridae.
AUGAUCUUAACCAGUCGUCAACAGUCGGUGUUGGAAAUGACCUCAUACUACAGCAACCCUACAGAAAUGAAUCUAGCUCGGUGGAAGUUUCUAAAGCAGAAUCUUUCAAAGGAACACCAAAGCUUCACGGACAUCAUGACGCAAGUUUCUCAAAUUCCUGAUUAUCUCCCUUAUUUCACAAUCUCGUUGCAGAUAUUACUGCUGACUGUGCUGUGUUUAAGGGCCGGGUUUUCAGAGGCAAGAAUGGCAUUAGUAAACCGAGAGAAGCUCCAGAUUCCAACUUUCUUGGGAACAGAGACGAUCGUUUCUCUGGCAGAGCCGAAUCCGUGGCUGGGGCCACCAGUACACUUUUUUCUUGAUGCAGGGGCGGUAGUAGCUUCCUGUAUGAGGCCUCUGGAGCUCCUGAAGACCAUCACUGCAAACCAAGGAUAUAGGAUGUUGAUUGAAGAGAACUGGUCUUAUUUCGGCUGCUGUGAAAUGGUCUCUCCACUCAACAGGGCGGGGACAACCACGGAGGCUGAGUGUGACGUAUGGACUUCAGGGGUCGGCAAAUGGACGAGGGGCAUCCUCUGCAGUGACCGGCCAAAGACCAAGAACAGCGUGGCCCACGUCAUCAAGCCAUGUUGUGCGGGUCGCGACGGGGCCUGUAGGAUGAUAUCUCACGAACAUUGUAAUGCAUUAGAUGGAGUUUUUCAUACAGAAUGUGAUCACUGUGUUCAGGUGAACUGUUUAAAAGAGGUGUGCAAACUAACCAGCUUUUCGAAGGAUGAUGUGAUUCAUCUUGGAGACGAUGUUCCCUGGCUGCCUGGACACAACACCAAGUGGCAAUGGUGGCGGUAUCUGUCGGCGAUACCCUUAACUUAUGGGAUCAUUGACUGUGGUAUUCUGAUAUCUAUUGAGUUAAGUAUGAUGAUGCAACUGGAGAAGGCUAUUGGCUGGCACAGAGUGAUGAUUAUCUAUGUGAGCAGCGCAAUAGUAGGAGAAUUGGUUGCAAGCAGGCUGGAGCCUUAUGUUCCACAUGUUGGCUCCACUGCUGGCGUUGCUGGAAUCAUUGGCGUGGCUGUCAUAGAAUUGUUUCAAGCCUGGAGCUUUCUGCAACACCCAUUAUGGGAGGCCUUUAAACUAUUUGCACUGAUUUUCUUCGUAUCAUUUCUGGGGACGUUUUAUCUGAUUAGCGUGGCAUCAUUUUUGACCGGUCUCGUUGUGGGUGCCAUUUUAUGUCUGGUGGUCGUUCCGUACAUAACAUAUGGUCGCCGUCUCGGCUACUUCCGCGCACGUCUUGCCUUGGCAGGUUUCAUUCUCAUUGUCUUAGGCUGUGCAUUGCUUCAGUGGGUGCUUCCGCUUCUUGAAACGUGCGACUUGUGUCUCUCAAUAGAAUGUGUGGCUUAUUCAGAAGGUAUGUGCACUUCGUAUUAUCCAAUUGCACGCGAGGGGACGCCAAGGUGA